AUGGCUGCUAUACACCAUCCCCCCAAUGCGCCUGUCCUCAUCACAUUCCCUGACACUGAUGUACUCGUUCGCGACCUCGCGACCUUUAUCGCAAAAGCACAGAGGGACUCAAUCGAUAGGAAGGGGAGGUUCACUAUCGCGCUUUCUGGAGGGACCCUCCCAGAUAUGCUGAAAGGGCUCAUCGGAAACCGCCACAUAAAGUGGAAUCAUUGGCAAGUCUACUACGUCGAUGAACGGGUAGUUCCCCUCGACCAUCCCGACUCCAACCACCGCGCCUGCGUCGAGGCGCUCUUCUCCAAAGUACCCAUCCCGCAAGAAAACAUCCACGCCAUCGAUACCACCUACCUCAACGACCUCGAGGAGCUCUCCGACGCCUACGAGAAGGACCUCAUCCGCGAGUUUGCGCAGAAGGACGCCGCGCGGUUCCCCGUGUUCGACCUUAUCCUGCUGGGCAUGGGUCCCGACGGGCACACCGCAUCGCUCUUCCCGGGACACGAGCUCCUCACAGAGGAGGACCGCUGGGUGGCGUAUAUCGAGGACUCACCGAAGCCCCCGCCGCAGCGUAUCACCUUCACAUACCCCGUCAUCAACCACGCCGCCCGUGUUGUAUUCGUCGCCACUGGCGCGGGCAAGGUGGACACGCUCCAGAGCGUGCUCGACCGCCCGGCGGAGGGACUCCCCGCGGCGAGAGUAAAGCCUGUGUUCCCUGGCCAGUUGUAUUGGUUCGUCGAUGAGGCCGCCGCGUCCAAAGUCGCCUACCCGCGAACGCCGUUCAAGUCGAGAAACGCGCACGUACGCGAGUGCCAACAGGUCGUUGCUGUUCUCUACGAGACAGGAGACCCGGCGACCAUGAUCAACUACGUGCUCCUCAUUUCCAGACAAGGAAAACUCAGGCUCGCAAAAUGGUACACGACUCUCACAUCGAAAGUGAAGGCGAAGAUUGUUCAAGAAGUCACCCAGCUUGCGCUGAACCGCCGGCAACGGAUGUGCAACUUCCUGGAGUACAAAGGCCGAAAGAUCGUGUACCGUCGAUACGCUUCCCUCUCCUUCGUGUGCGACAUUGGCGAACACGACAACGAGCUCAUCGUGCUAGAGCUCAUACACCGCUACGUUGAGAUUCUCGACCGGUAUUUUGGCAAUGUCUGUGAAAUGGAUCUAAUAUUCAACUUCCAGAAGGCCUAUUCGAUACUGGAUGAACUCGUCAUGGCAGGCGAGGUGCAAGAGUCAUCUCGUGCCAAAGUCCUCGACGCGGUAGGCUGUACCCCCGCUGUUCGUCUCCUGAACCCGCUCACAAGUGGGUCCCAGACGAAAGCCUCUGACGACUGGGAAGAAAACGAUGACAUAACGAGGGCGAUCCACGAUGCAUACUUUGCGUGA
Messenger RNA from Cyclocybe aegerita, 1377 nucleotides. The record is from the annotation of a GenBank genome assembly. NCBI's taxonomy places the organism in Eukaryota, Fungi, Basidiomycota, Agaricomycetes, Agaricales, Hemipholiotaceae.